Messenger RNA from Cornus florida, 3613 nucleotides. RefSeq lists its product as uncharacterized. The transcript has 7 exons. NCBI's taxonomy places the organism in Eukaryota, Viridiplantae, Streptophyta, Magnoliopsida, Cornales, Cornaceae. The record is from RefSeq and is a predicted model, not a curated record. The coding region runs from base 474 to 3515 and encodes 1013 amino acids.
AAAUUAAGUAUUAAAGAUUCCGUGAAGGUAUAAUACAUAAUGGUUAUGUGUUUACUUAAAUUUGUUAAAAUAUAAUAAUAAUAAAUUCACUAAGUUAACAAUUCUUUUUCUUAUAUGGUCAAAGACUCAAAGGUCAUCCUACUCCUCUGUUGAAAAUUUUCAUUUUUUUAUAAAAAAAAAUAAUAAUAAAAAAAAAAAGAAAAGAAUUUGGAGUCCUGGAUGGUUAAAUUUUCCAAAAGAAAAUUUUUUAUUCGGGGAAAAAUCGUAUUUCUUUGAGAAUAUGUCUCAAAAACCAUAAAAUUCAAAAUAUAAAGGGAAAUUGAUGAAUAUCUGAAAAAAUGUUUUCCUCCUUCAUUCUGGAAAAGGCGGGAAAGCAAAGAGAGAAAAAUAGAUCGAGAGAGAAAACACAGAAAGGAGACCAAAGAGAGUGUUAGAGAGAGGAGAUAGAAAAUUUUAGAGCGAGAGAGAUAGAAAUGGCCGGAGAGAACUUGAAUAACGACUUGCAGAGCUUAGUCGAAGCCAUCAAAGCGUCAGAUGUUGUUGAGAGCCGCGCUCAACUGCUUAGCAAACUUCGGGAGUUGGAUAUAUCUGGGAAAUCUGAAUUGGCUUCUCUUAUUGAAUCUCUCAUAAUGUUUUGGGAAGACUUCACAUGUUUGGACGUUUCUCAGUGCAUGCUAAACAAAACUAUUGUAAAUGUGGCUGCAAAAUACCUGCAAUCUGACAUAUCCGGAUGUCUUGGACUAUUUCUUGCCCUAGGGACCAAGGCAAGCAUAUGGUGUGGAAAGCAUUUGAAGAUGACACUUAUGUCAACCGACGAAUCACAGGAAGAAGAACAUUGUAACCUCUUUUUUCAGUUGCUUUUGGAUUUGUUAAGCUACUCUGCUGCUAGUUUUUCAGCUCUGGCAAGAUAUCCUCUUCAAGUUGACAAGGAGUUGAUGGUUAUUGUUGAGAACUUCAUUAUCGAACAGUUAAACCUGACUAAGGAUUCAAUGCUGGAGAUUAAGAGAAUUCAUGCUUUUGGUUUGGAAAUACUGAAGAUAGCACAGGGAGUCCUUGAUGCUGUGAUCCGACUUUGCAAGGUGUAUUCUGAUGAUGUAAAUUGGGAUUUUAUCAAUUCAAGAAUUGAUAAAGCUAAAAACAUCAUAGAUUUUGAAGGGGCCGAUAAUGCAAUUCAUGUUAUCAAUACAACAAGUCGCUGUGUAGAAAAACUGUGUGAAUUGGGUAUCCUUGCAGCUAAAGAUGGUGGGAGUCUUGUGACUAUACUUAAUUUGUCAUGGAGAGGUGUGGUUACCUUGCUUCAGCUUGGCAAGGGCGCUUUAGCAGUAAAGGUGGAUGUGGCUGAUAUUGUUCUCACUCUAAUUUCACUGGCAAAUGAAUCUUUAAGAUGUGCAGCUGAGAAUUGGUCUUCUGUGCUGAAGGAAGCGGUUUCUGUGGCAGAUGCUAAAAGGAUAUUCCUACCAGUAAAAUUUUACCUGAUUAAUGCAGUAAGAAUAUCCUCCCAAUACCCAUGCCAAGCAUUUUCAAUAUACAGGGAUAUAACACUAUGUGUCCUGAUGAUCUCAACUUUCAGAAUCUCACUGAGUAAAGUGGAACUCCUGAAAUCUGCUAGUGAAUUGUUGGGAGAACUUCUGGAGCCAACAGCGUUCCAUUUACUGAAUUGUUUAUUAAAUUCAGCUCAAGUGAAACAGGAACACAAGUUCCAAAUUCUGGACUGGUUGUUCAUUGAUGAAAGUGAUUUAAUGAUUAUCCCUGGAGAUCGGAAUAGUAACUAUAGGACUACUUCAAUUGAUAAAAUGUUUUCUUUAAAUUGUGAUGCUAUGCAUGGAGCAAGAAUAUUAUUGCUUGGUCGGGUUGCUUUAUUUCUUAGUUUUUUGAAAAGUGCUGCUGAUCUUGAAGAAGAUGUAAUACUAGGGAUCACUAGAAAGCUUGGAUGGCUUUUUAAUGUCUUAAUUGAUGAGGAGGUGUAUUCUUCCGUCCUUGCUUUGCAAGUUCCUAUAUUAUAUGGUUCUAGUAAAACCCCGGAAUUAGCUUAUGAGCCUAUGUUUUCUAACAUUCUGCACGCACUGAAAACAUUCAUGAUUGUAGUCUAUUCCAGUCCAGCUUGGGGUGAAAUGGAAUCCUUCCUGCUCGAAAACUUCUUGCAUCCUCACUUCCUUUGCUGGGAGAUUGUUAUGGAACUUUGGUGUUUUGUGGUGCAUCAUGCUGAAAUAGACAUGGUGACUGACAUUAUUGAUAAACUUUGCUUAUUGUUGAGAUUUGUGGCUUCUUCAAAUUCGGUUCUUGUUACUGGUAGUGCUCUACGCAAAAUUGCAAGAUCAAUUUGCAUGAUUCUUUCAUGUUGUCCACAAAAUACGGUAGAUCGAGCUUACGGUUCCAUUGUUGGCAGUAGCGGAUCUAAGUUGUCAUCAAUUAUGUUUGUAGCCUUGCUUAUGGAAGGAUUCCAACUAAAUUUGCUUUCGGAUAAGAUGAGAAGUGUUGUCGAACAAAGAAUUGUAACUGAAUAUUUUGAGUUCGUGGAGAGCUUCAAUGACGAAUCGUUGAGAGUGUGCGAUUCUGAUGCGUUUGGUGCACCAGUCUUUGCUAUGUCUGCUGUUUCUCAGUCUCUCCAGGUCAGCAUAACUGAUAUUGACAUGAAGACCCUAAAGUUUCUAGUUUCUGUUAUUCACAACUACAGAAAUUCUGCGGACAACUUAACAAAGGACCGUUAUUGUAAGCUUCUGAGUGAGACAUUAGCAAUUAUAUCAACUGUGAAACAUCUAUAUGGAUUUGAUAAAAUGGAAGAAAUCAUUUUGGAGCUUCAAGGCCUUUUUAUCUCCGGUCCAGCAGUCCCAGACAUACAAUUGAAUGACUGCAAACCGAGUCUAGCUCUUUUCAUGGCUGGCCUUGGUCACAUGGAAUUGCCAGAAAGUGCGAAGAGCUCAGCUCUGUGGGAGUUAUUUCACAUGUUAUUAAGAGAGCGGCACUGGGCAUGUGUUCAUUUGGCAAUUACAGCAUUUGGAUAUUUUGCUGCCCGUACUUCUUGCACUGAGCUAUGGAGAUUUGUGCCAGAAAAUGCAGCUCUUUCGUUUGAUUUAGCGUCAGGGAAGGAGGCAAACGAGGAGAGAUUUAUGGCCGAGUUGAAGGCAUUUCUUGACAGGGACAUGGCUCUACUUACAACGACACCCAGCUCUGAUCAGCUUAGGCUGCUCAUGAAGGAAGGUCUUGUGUUAAAAGAAGCGGUACAAAAAUUUACAAAUAUUGAUCCAGAGCCAGAGCUGGAGCCGGAGGUUAUGGAAUGUAAAACCAUGGACAUUGAUGGCGAAAACCAAGCCAACAAGAGAAGGAAACUUCUUGAUGGAAUUAACCAAGGAGUGGAAUUGCUGCAGAGUGGUUUGAAAAUUAUUGGUGAUGGUCUUUCCCAGUUGCAACAGCAAAAUCAUUUCGACUCGAAUGAACUUCAGGACAAGUUCUUGACUCAUUUUUCUGGCCUUGAAGAUUGUAUUGCUCACUUACUAGAACUAGCCAAUAAUAAGUAAUAAUUCUAUCUUCAGCUCCAUGACAAAAAAGGUUGAAAAUAUGUAAUACAUUGUAUACUUUUCGAUGUAUAUUUCUGGCUUUCAUAAAGAGUAAUGUU